UCACACUUCGAGUUUGGGUCUCCGCAGCGCCCGUAGUUUUGAACUUUCACCGCUCCUGCGGCCGGCGCCGGGGGAUAGCACGCAUGCGUCUUGUUUUCGAAUGGGUGGCACCCUUAUCCUCGCGGCGGCGGCAGGAGCCGUGGCCGUGCUGCUGGCAGUGCGGCUAUGGGUAGUGCUGCGUCCCCGCGCCGCUGUGCCCCGGCGGUCUCUCAGCCUCUUGGUGGUGGCUGGGUCCGGUGGGCAUACCACUGAGAUGCUGAGGCUGCUUGAGAGCUUGUCCUAUGCUUACUCUCCUAGACAUUAUAUCAUUGCUGACACUGAUGAAAUGAGUGCCCAUAAAAUAAAUUCUUUUGAAGUAAAUCGAGCUGAUAGAAACCCCAGUGCUAUGUUACCCGAAUACUAUAUUCACCGCAUUCCCAGAAGCCGGGAGGUCCAGCAGUCCUGGCUGUCCACGGUACUCACCACCUUGUACUCUAUGUGGCUCUCCUUCCCCCUGACUCACCGAGUGAAGCCAGAUUUGGCUCCGGACGCGCAGGCUCAGCGGCCAUGGCUCACUGGCCCAGCCGCUCCGCGGCAUGUGGGAUCCUCCCGGACCGGGGCACGAAACUGCGCCCCCUGCAUCAACAGGCGGACUCCCAACCACUGCACCACCAGGGAAGCCCUGUUAAGCCCAUUACAGGCACAUAUGAGAUCUGGACCUGGUGGGGCCUCUUCCUUUCAAGGUGAAAUCUAGUGUGUUUUCCUAAGAAUAACAACAUGGCUACAGUGAAAACAGAAAUAAAAGUGAAGGAAAAGAAAUUCAUUUGUGAAAGGAUAAGAAUAAGGGAAGCAAGCGUGAUGGAAACAAAGCUGUUUUCCAAGAAAGGACUGAUAUGUAAUCAGAGACAAUGAACUCAGAGGGACCUGGCCUUGUACAAAAAGGUGAUGGAGGCACCAGUGGCUAAGUGAGAACAGAGGGUGGGAUCAAAAGAAAGGAAAUCUUUGAAAUGAUCUUCAGUUUUAAUAAUGAUUCCUAGAAGCAGCCAGUUUCACAGCCUUACAGUGCCUAUUUUAAAGUUUCAUGUGAAUCAGCAUAGCUCUAUUUUUAUAGUAUCUGAAAAUCACUAAAGUGCUGUUUUUGUUUAGAAUUUUAAAAAUCUCCCUUUGGUCCGAAGGAAAAAAGCAAAGAAAGGAGCACAAUCAGAACACAAAUAAUUGAGUAUGGAAUGUGAGAGCUUAGGAAGGGCUGCUGCAGUCCAAGUCAAGUGGAGUCAUUAAAGAUUUGGAGAUGUCUGGAACUCGAGUUGGUGUGGAAGAAGUAGCUUGGGGAGUUUUUUGUUUUUGUUUGUUUACUAUUUUUAUUUAAAAUUAACAUGUCAAGAUUAUGUUAAUUUUACAAAUAGAUUGAAAAUUUUUAAACCUAGUCUCUGAAAUAUUUUAUAAAGUCAGCUGUAAGACACAUCCUAGACAAAUCUAAGACACUACUAGAUUUCAAAUAUGAAGAUAAACUCAUCAAGGCCUUCAAUAAUUAAAUAAUCAUUAAAUGAUUAAUAAUUAUUAAAUAAUUUACAUAAGCAAAAUAAUUAGACUGAGGCAUCAGACAUUUUAAUAGCAAUCUAAAAAGCAGAGGAACAAUGGAGCAGUAUGUUUUUCAAAACUCAGUGAGAGAAAGUGUAAACCAGUGAUUUUAUAUUCAGCUAAAGUGUCCUUCAAAGACCAAGGCAAUGAGAAAACAAUAUUCAACACAUAAAAACUUAAGGAAUUCUGCAUUCAUCAACCUUUCCUAAGGAAAUUACUAAUGAAUGACAUCAACCAACCAAAAGAUGAUUGGGAAAACUUCAGCAAAAAGACAGAUGGUCAGCCGCAGAGCACAGGGAGAUCAGCUCGGUGCUUUG
Messenger RNA from Mesoplodon densirostris (Blainville's beaked whale), 1874 nucleotides. It is a transcript of the gene ALG14, whose product is annotated as ALG14 UDP-N-acetylglucosaminyltransferase subunit. Gene Ontology annotation, cellular component: UDP-N-acetylglucosamine transferase complex. The coding region runs from base 101 to 733 and encodes 210 amino acids. The transcript is spliced from 5 exons. Gene Ontology annotation, biological process: dolichol-linked oligosaccharide biosynthetic process. Lineage: Eukaryota; Metazoa; Chordata; Mammalia; Artiodactyla; Ziphiidae. The record is from RefSeq and is a predicted model, not a curated record.